Messenger RNA from Neurospora hispaniola, 2049 nucleotides. RefSeq names its product Cupredoxin. The record is from RefSeq and is a predicted model, not a curated record. Gene Ontology annotation, biological process: reductive iron assimilation; cellular response to iron ion starvation. Gene Ontology annotation, cellular component: high-affinity iron permease complex. Lineage: Eukaryota; Fungi; Ascomycota; Sordariomycetes; Sordariales; Sordariaceae. Bases 1 to 2049 code for a protein of 682 amino acids. The transcript is spliced from 2 exons. Gene Ontology annotation, molecular function: ferroxidase activity; copper ion binding.
AUGAGGAUACUGUCACGGGUCGCCCUUCUUUCCCUCACCACAGCAGCAGCACAUGCUGCCACCGUCGUCUAUGACUUCAACGUGUCAUGGAUCACGGCCAAUCCAGACGGCCUGGCCGAGCGACCGGUCAUUGGAAUCAACAACCAAUGGCCGCCUCCGAGGAUACAUGUCCAAGUUGGCGAUCGCCUCAUUGUCAACCUCCACAACUCGCUCGGUGAUGAAGACACCUCUCUCCACUUCCAUGGCUUGUUCAUGAACGGGUCCAACCACAUGGACGGUCCUGUCAUGGUCACACAAUGUCCUAUCCCCCCAGGUGCCAGCUUCACCUACAACUUCACCGUCGACCAACCGGGCACCUACUGGUAUCACUCCCACAACAAAGGCCAAUAUCCUGACGGGUUCAGAGGACCCCUCGUCAUUCACGAUCCCAAAGCCCCGUUUGAGUACGAUGAAGAGCUUGUCCUCACCGUUUCAGAUUGGUACCAUGACCGCAUGUCAUUGCUGCAGCCUCGCUUCAUGAGCAAGUACAACCCAACCGGAGCCGAGCCAGUCCCCAAAUCCGCCCUCAUGAACGACACUCAGAACUUGACUAUGCCCAUGGUGCCCGACAGGACUUACCUGUUCCGCAUCGCAAACAUUGGCGCUUUUGCGGGUCAGUACAUCUGGGUUGAAGACCACACCAUCACCGUCGUGGAGAUGGAUGGUGUCUACGUCCAUCCUACCGAGACAAACAUGGUCUACGUGGCUGCCGCUCAAAGAUGCAGUUUUCUCCUCACGGCCAAGAAGGAAACCUCCCGCAACUUUCCCAUCAUCGCCAGCAUGGACACGACCCUCUUCGACACCAUCCCCCCAGGCCUCAACACCAACGUAACCAGCUACCUCCUCUACAACCCCACCGCCCCCCUCCCCCUCCCUACCCCCCUUGACACUCUCACCCCCCUAGACGACACUCUCCUCCUUCCCCAAGACAACCUCACCACCCUCCCUUCUCCCGACCAAACCAUCACCCUCAACGUAACCAUGAACAACCUCGCCUCCGGCGCCAACUACGCCUUCUUCAACGACAUCACCUACGUCCCUCCCCGCGUGCCCACCCUUUACACCGUUCUCUCCUCCCCCAACUCUUCUUCUUCCCAGGGGGAUCUGACCACCAACCCCUCCAUCUACGGCACCUACACCCACCCAUUUAUCCUCUCGCACAACUCCAUCGUCCAACUCGUGCUUAACAACCUCGACUCAGGCCGCCACCCCUUUCAUCUACACGGGCACCAGUUCCAGAUCCUCCACCGCUCCGCAGCCGACGAAGGAACUUGGUCGUCCUCCUCCUCUACCCCCGACCCCAAUAACUCUAACCAUACCGCCGCCCCAAUGCGCCGCGACACCCUCGUCGUAGAACCCAACGGCAACGCAGUCAUUCGGUUCCAAGCAGACAACCCCGGCGUGUGGCUCUUCCACUGCCACAUCGAAUGGCACAUGAUCAGCGGAUUGGCAGUGACGUUUAUCGAAGCCCCUUCGGUCCUGCAGCAAACCAUUAACCUUCCCGAGGACCAUCUUGCUGCGUGCAGGGAUAGAGAGGAUCCGAUUCCCUUUGAGGGCAACGCUGCGGGACGGGGUGGUGAUAGUAAGGAUCUAUCGCAGUGGUUGGUGCUAGACGGACAACCGACCCCGCCCAAGCCAAUCCCCGCGGGGUUUACGGGGGGCGGCAUCGCGGCUUUGACUAUGAGUUGUUUCACAGGUAUACUGGGCGUGGCGGUGGUGGCGUGGUAUGGAUUUUCGGAGCCGGUGGGGGAGUCUAACACUGCUGCUGCUGCUGGUAAGGUCAAAUCCCCGGCUGUGGCUGGCGAGUCGGGGUCGGAGUCGGGGGUGUAUACGGAUGUUGAUAGUGCGGGGAAGUCAGCAAGUGUUGUCAGGGUUAAAAGGGGGACAGAGGCUGUUGAGUCGGAGGCUUUGUCGUUUGGAAGUGAAGAGGAAGCCGUCAAUGGAGUGGGAAUGGCGAGCAAGAAGGGAGACGGCGUGGUGGUGGAUGUUGAUGCUAUUACGAGGGCAUGA